CCCCCGGCGGCUGGAGCGCGGCGGAGGCAGGCGCAGAGGCCGGAGGGAGCGGAGGCGAGGGGCGGCCCGAGCGCGGGGAGGGAGCGAGGCGAGCGGGCAUGUGUCCGUGCCCCCUGCACCGCGGCCGCGGGCCCCCGGCGGUGUGCGCCUGCAGCGCGGGCCGCCUGGGUCUGCGCUCGUCCGCGGCGCAGCUCACCGCCGCUCGGCUCAAGGCGCUCGGCGACGAGCUGCACCAGCGCACCAUGUGGCGGCGCCGCGCGCGGAGCCGGAGGGCGCCGGCGCCCGGCGCGCUCCCCACCUACUGGCCCUGGCUGUGCGCGGCCGCGCAGGUGGCGGCGCUGGCCGCCUGGCUGCUCUGCAGACGGAACUUGUAGGAACGCGGGGCUUCUUGGUGGGGCCGGAGCCGAGACCCAGCCCGAGAGAGCAACAGGUUGGUGAAAACCCUGUGUCCUUGGAGAAAGCUGGUUCCCGUUUUCCUGAGGGGGAGCCCGGAGCUUGAAAGGCCGCGGUUGGCACUUCGAGAAGGAAGUGGAGAGGAGCCUAGAGCCAAUAGUAGCAACGCCGAAAGGGACUGGGGAAGCCCUUUGCAUAUCCAGCUGCAGAAACAGACACCCCAAUGCUAUUUACAUACAGCUCUAUAUAUAAAAAAAGAAAAUAUUGAAUAUUACUACUCAGUGCAUGUCUUGUCGAGGACGCAAGUCCCCUCCCUUUUCUGCACCUUCCCAUGUGGACUUUGAUACUUCCAUGUCUGGGGCGCUGGAAGAGAGAUGCCUACUGUGUACCUAGAAAAUUUGCAAAGACUGGUGGGAAUUAGCUCCAGAGUUGACCAACCACCUGGGGAGGGAUGCUGGUGGAGGAAAGAGUAAAAUUGCAAAAGGCAAAAUAGAAGGAAAAAAGAAAGAAAGCGAGGAGGAUGAGGGGCAGUCUGGGAUUCCUUCAUUUCCAAAAGUCUUGACAAGUCCUAGUCUCUCUGUACCUGUGUAGGUUGAUAGCCAGUCCCACUGUCAGAACAAGACAAAAGGGAUUUUUUUUUCCUACCAGUCUGGUGUCUCUGGUGCUUCACCUAAAUUUUGCUGGUGCUGUGUUCUUGCCGGUGCUGCCAUGGCGUUCUGUUGCCAGACUGCAAGGCCAGGGGACGAGAGAGUUCUAUUUUGCUGUUUCAAAUUCUUUUUUUAAAGGGACAAGUCGCAAAAGUGCCACUUGAGAGUCUCUGCUCUUUCUCUGUGGGGAUGAAAAAUCCAGAGGUGUUUUGGAGCAAACCCUGGGGUCUGGGAGGGAGGAAGGGAGGGGGAGGUAUCGAGUGUUUGCUGGUUACUGAGGUGGAAAGCUGACCUCAUAUGUGACUUGUUUGCUAUAUCCUCUGCCCCUGAGAAAGUACCCUGGGAGUACAGCCCAUGGCCUCCCCUACUCCCCAAGGGUAUUUCAGGGCUUAGAUUUUAUGGAUUAAAGAGCCAAGAAAUGGCUACGUUCUGGUCAAGGGUGAUUUAUAAGCAAGAGGCACUGGGGGAGGGAGGGGGUCACUUAAAUGAAAUGCACCAGCAUCUCACUGACUGACAGAGGGUCUGAUUUUUUUGUUUGAUUUCCCCAGGAUGAGCUAUUUUCAGAAGUUUCUAGAAGGGCUAAAAAAAAAAAAAAAGAUGUGUGCUGGACUGAGACUUGGCUGCAAAGACUCUUCAGGGAGCAAUGAUUAUAUUUUGCUUUUAUUUUUUAAAAAAUGUAAAAGAAAAAAAACCCCAGGUAUUACUCCUCUGUGCUGGGUCUUACACAGUGCCGUGUGCAAAGCUGAGAUGGUGGGGCACCAGGCUUCAGGGUCAGACUGUCAUUCUGCAGGCCACCACCCAGUCCCUAUGGACAGGGGGGUCCACUGGACUGAUUAGCAGACACCCUUGCUGUUCUAAGAAGCCAGCAGAGGGAUCAGCCGUUGUUGAGGUUGACAUGGGGCUGAAUUAUUCCCCAUAGGCUGUGGUGAAAAUUACCAGGUCCUUUAGAAUGCAGGACCUUUUAGUGCUGUUGCAAGCUGGGAGCGGUCUUUCUUUCUUUUAUCCAGGCCUUAUGUUUUCCUAAAUAGACCUUUAAAGACAAAUGUGACCCAAAGCUGCUGAAGGUGAGGGCAGACCCCACCCCCACCCCCAGCCAGCUUGUUGAUGGAGAACUUGCUUCCUUUCAUUCUGGGGGGCCCUCCCCCCCAGUUAUGUUUGCAGGGGAUGGGUGUGUAGGCAGGGUCUGCAGAGAGCAGCAGGCGACAUCCCCAGCAAGCCACGAACUUAGAGAAGGCAAAUUUAUUAGAAUGAUAGGAAACACAGUCCCUGUCUCUGUAUCGUCCCUUUCUGAGCCAGACGCUAGAGUCUUUACAGCUCAGCCUAUUUUCUGGGGAUGGGGUUUUCAUUACUAUAAUGGUAUGUGAUCACAGCUCUCUCCUGCCUUGAGGCUGCACCUUCAACAUGGCAGUGGGGCCCUGCUGGCCAUCUAGACACAGGGGAGAGGGGGAAAGGUCAGAGAAUCCCUUUCUCAGCCCUGACUUGCCUACCAGCUUCUGACAUUUCUGAGGGAGGAUCCAAAUCCAAAUGCCCAGGUUGGCAUUUGGGGCAAUUUUGAUUUCAAUGAAGCCACACCGCUGAGAACUGGGCACCCUUGACCUCCUGAUGGAGCUUUACAGCCAAGUCCCUUGUACAUAUUCUCUUGUAUUAAUAGAAACUGUGUAUUUAUCUAAUCCUGGCUUUUUCUUGCACAUCAUUAAUUUGAGUGCACUUCUCGACUGCCCCGAUUUUUGACAAGGGGUUGUUUUUAAUGCUUGUUUUUAUAUGAGAUUUGACUUCUUGAUGGACAUUUGUAUUAGGAAAUUGAAGCAUGAUAUAUAUGUAUAUAUUGUCCCCACCGUCUCGGAGGCUGCAUUACUUGGAUUGCAUGAGAUAGUGGGGUGGUGUUUCUUCUUCUUCUUCUUCUUCUUUUUUUUUUAAAUAUUUCCACAGUGUGCAAAGUGCUGGCACCAUCCCUCCCUCUCUCCCCCGCUUUUCUCUGGCUGCCAAGGAGUCAUUGAUUUUGAUUAGCUUCACUGCAGAGCGUCUGCGAAGAGAGGGAGAGGGAGGGAGGCUUUGAAAUAAAUUUUAAAAAAGACCUCAUAUCGGGUUUCAGCAGACAGCAGAGUGUGUGUGUGUGUGUGUGUGUGUGCAUGUGCGUUCGCGUGUGCAUGUCCGUGCAAAGCAGAGGGAGGCCUCUGAGAUCAUUGUUUAGGUAGCUUGCUGCAUAAUGAGGUGAGGAGGAAACAGAAGGGCCUCCUUCCUGAUGGUGCUGGUUGCUCUCAGAGGGUGGGGGUCCGGGAGCCACAGGGAUCGGAGCCUCCUGGGACCUCAAUGUUCCCAUUCCAAAUUAGAUCCAUUCCCUUCUGGAAGCUUCUCUCCCCAUCCCCCAAAAGCAAGUAAGAUCUCUUUACCCCAUUUCAAAAUUGGGGUUCCAUUUCACGAUCCUGGCAAAGAUGUA
This is a messenger RNA of Lontra canadensis (Northern American river otter), 3477 nucleotides long. RefSeq names its product harakiri, BCL2 interacting protein (gene HRK). Lineage: Eukaryota; Metazoa; Chordata; Mammalia; Carnivora; Mustelidae. Gene Ontology annotation, biological process: positive regulation of apoptotic process. Gene Ontology annotation, cellular component: mitochondrion. Bases 99 to 374 code for a protein of 91 amino acids. The record is from RefSeq and is a predicted model, not a curated record. The transcript has 2 exons.